Messenger RNA from Cylicocyclus nassatus, 243 nucleotides. NCBI's taxonomy places the organism in Eukaryota, Metazoa, Nematoda, Chromadorea, Rhabditida, Strongylidae. The record is from the annotation of a GenBank genome assembly.
AUGGUAUCACCAGCCGAUCGGCAGAUGGGAGUUCCCGUCAACGGAGAUGCUGCUGUACCAUCACAGCAACCAGCUAGGACCCUUCAGAUUCUGCGAAUCAGUGCAUAUGCUGAAUCCUACUCAGGGUUAAUGAAACUGACCGUACCGGAGCUACGUAUUUGGGUGCAACAGAUCAAGGACAUCUGCGCUGGUGACUCUCUACAUCCUAAGGAGGCAUACUCGCUCAACCACUUUUACAUCUAA